AAAAGAUGGUCUCUUUGAAUUCUACAAAACAAGACAUAGUAAAAUUUUCCUGUCGCCUCUUUUUGAAGAGAAACACACACCGAUGGCUUCUUUCUAUAUCAGACCGGAACUGAGCUUACUAGUCUCAACAUCGACGGGAAAUGAUAAAAAAAUACCAGUUAAAUCAUUAUCGGAGUUAUUCAAAACUAAAAAUAUAGAAAAUCGAGAAAUAUAUGUACUCGCUGAUGCUGGACUCGGAAAAACUGCAUUUUCAAAGUAUCUGGCGAACGUGUGGUGUCAAGCGCAUUGCCCGGAUGAAGACUUAAAUGAUCUUUUGUUAAAAGAUGAUGUAGACUGUAUGCAAGAAUUUGAAUUCUUAUUCCUAGUCUUAUUGCGAGAUUCGGACGAUUUGUGCUCUAUAGAUGAGCUCAUAUUUGAAAAGAUUAUUUCAAAUUUGGGUCUUGAAGAAAGGCUUCCCGAAGAAGUCCUGUUUAAAAUUUUGAAAAAUGAGAAAUGCCUUGUGAUACUAGAUGGACUAGAUGAAUGGACACACCCCGACAAGAAAUGUUACAAAAGGCCACGAUCGAUCCCCCACAGGAAAGACCAAAAAAAGUGUACAGUUAUGACAACCACGCGACCAUGGAAAUUAGGUGUUUUGAACCUUAACUCGUUUGAAGUAGGUCAAAAAGUAGAACUAACAAAACUAAGUGAAGACUCGGCAGAUACACUUACAAGGAGAAUAUUACAAAGACUAAAGUCUCACCAGAAUGAUGAUGCUUUAAAAAAUGACGUCACAAAAUUCAUGAAAGAAAUCAAAAGAAGAAAAAAUGCAGAACUUACUUCUGUGCCUCUACUGUUGAUAUAUACAAUUUGCUUAUGGUGCGAUGGUGUUCAUAUAGGAAAUUCAAAUUCUGAUCUAUAUGUUAAUAUAGUCGAGCUUCUCUUGUCAAGAACGAAUCAGAAACACGGAGAACAACCGGCGAAUCUUUCAUCAACUGACAUCCCAGACUUUUUUGCUAAAUAUGACAACUGUACGAAAUACUACCCACUCCUGGUGCAUAUAGGGAAAUUAGCUUAUUGUACAUUAUUCAACGAAACAAAAGAAAACACGCUGGUAUUUGAUGGAUCAAUUGCUGGAAAAAAUCUCACACAAGACGAGAUUAAAUUCACCCUUCACUCAGGAAUGCUGUCAGAAAGUACAUCCAACACACUAACAAAAAAGAUUAGUAAAGUAUCGUUUUCCCACAAAACAGUUCAGGAAUUCUUUGCCGCCAUAUUUAUAAGUUUUCAAAGAGAUGCUCACAAAACUGUGAAAGAAAAAUGUAGAUAUGUUCAAGACAUUCUGGACAUGUCAAAAAUUUGUGAAUUUAUAAGUAGAAUGAAUGCUGACCGGAUGUGUGCAAUAUCAAAUGAUUUUAUGUCUGUGAUAAAUAAAGACGAGGAAUCACGCGACUAUAGAACUAGGACAGGUCGCGAGAUGAUGUACGUGUACAAUAAUCCUUUGUAUAACAUACAGAAAAUGUUCAUGUCGUGUUUACAAGAAAUCCCUGAAGUGAAAAUGCCUAAACGUAAAAAUUUUCAAUUAUGUUUACAAGAUUUCUUCAUCGUCGGAAGCACCGUGCGCAGUGAGCAGUCACAACAGUUGUUAAAACAAAAUAAAACCAACAUAAAAUCACUUUAUAUAAAAACCAGAGAUACUUCCAGCAGUUUACGUGAAAUAAUAGAUUUAUUCUCUCUCUCAAAUCUAAGUCAGAUACAAAAACUUUACUAUGAUGGUGACAUGAUGAAGGAGGCUGAGAUAAAUCGUAUAUUUUUUCCCAGUUUACAGGUUGUUACUUUGCGGUGUGGUAAAUGGACAAAUGUUGAAGAAAAUCUGAGUGAAAACAUGGCGCAAUGUCAAAACUUACAAUAUUUAUAUAUUGACGACUUCAAGUUAUCUCACAACAUACUGGAAACAUUUUUCAAUUUUAUCUCCUGUCAAAAAUCAAUGAAAGAGUUAACAUUGGCAGUGAUAGGCUGUGAAGAACAUGGCUGGAGUGAUUGUAAGAGAUUGAACUUGGACUUGUCUAAACAUUCAACUCUGUCAAAGUUACACUUGGGGAAGUUACUUGGGAGGCUACAAUUAAAUAUAUCAACACCGUCAUUAGUUAAUGUUACGUUGAUGUACAUAAAUCUAGAUGAAAGUUCAUUGUUACUGUCACAUGGCAUGUUGAAUAUUGAACGUAUGGAUUUUGGGGGGAUAGAAAUGUCUGCAGGAAGCUUACAGAACUUUAUUACCCUGCUGGCAAAUCUGCCGCAGUCAGUUACAGUAAAGAUUGGCGAUAUUGAACCGCGUGUUAAAGAAAAUAUUCGGAGUUCACAAACUUUUCAUGUGAUACAAGAAGAAGGUGAGUGGCAGUCAUUUGAGUUCAAAACAAUAAAACCAAGCAAAGAAUAGACAAGAAAGAAAAAAAACAUUGUGAAAUAAAAUAAAUAAAUUAUUUCAAUUAUUUUAGAUAAACAAAACAAUUUAAAUAUGGACACUUAGAAACAAAUGGCGGCUCUUCAAACUUUAAUUAGGACAGACAUGUACUUCUGUAUUCAAUUGAUAAAUUAAGUGACAAUUGUUUAUAAAUAAAAACAUUUAAUGAAUGGAAAUAAUUCAAGGAAGUUUUGACGGAACUUAAUGGAUAUUAAAGUUGGAUUAGGAUAUGGAAAUAUUUCACAGAGGCCUGAGAUCAAAUUCUUUGUGAUGCAGAAUAUGGAUUUGUGGAGUUACAGAUUAUUUCGAGCAUCAAAAAAUACCAUGUUCCUUUGUUGACAAGAAAAUCAGCUCGAGUAAAUCUACAGUGACAAUGAUGAUUAUGCUUCUACUGGAGUCCAAUAUGAAGUUUUAACACCUGGUUCCUGGCUUAACAGAAACAUAUAAAAAAACAGUGCAUCACCAAUACCUUGUACAAUCUUUUAGUUCCUUGCUGAAACAAAGACAGACCAGCAAACGUUUGCAUCGUUUGUACUUAAACUUGUUU
This is a messenger RNA of Ruditapes philippinarum (Manila clam), 2987 nucleotides long. RefSeq lists its product as uncharacterized. Bases 83 to 2416 code for a protein of 777 amino acids. The record is from RefSeq and is a predicted model, not a curated record. Lineage: Eukaryota; Metazoa; Mollusca; Bivalvia; Venerida; Veneridae. The transcript has 3 exons.